Dioszegia hungarica is the source of this 1665-nucleotide messenger RNA. RefSeq names its product serine C-palmitoyltransferase. The transcript has 8 exons. Gene Ontology annotation, molecular function: pyridoxal phosphate binding; serine C-palmitoyltransferase activity. NCBI's taxonomy places the organism in Eukaryota, Fungi, Basidiomycota, Tremellomycetes, Tremellales, Bulleribasidiaceae. Gene Ontology annotation, biological process: ceramide biosynthetic process; sphingosine biosynthetic process. Bases 1 to 1665 code for a protein of 554 amino acids. Gene Ontology annotation, cellular component: endoplasmic reticulum. The record is from RefSeq and is a predicted model, not a curated record.
AUGGCGGCCGCUGCCGCCCCUUCAUCCAGCGGGCAAGAUAUCCCCGCGCCCCUCGUUCCUAUCCUCGCUAUCCUCGCGUCUGCUUAUCGAUCCUUCGCGUCCGCAUUGACCCGAAUCCCGGGGAGUCCGAUUGUCAUCCGGUACAUCGAAUCUUCGUAUCAGAAUGACCCAUGGCGGUCGAUACUUGAGGUGCUGCUCGUGGCGUUCGCAGUGCGGACUUUGCUGAAAGGUCGGACGCGUGGGGAUGCGUCAAGCAAAAAUUGGGUCAAAUUGAGGGAAGAAGAGAUCGAUGAACUGGUGGACGAAUGGGUUCCUCAGCCGCUGGUCGACGAGCCCAGCGAUGUAGACAAGUUCACCCUGGCUUCUGUACCCGUCAUCAACGGUCCGAACGGUCUUCGGGUCAAGCUGGCAUCUAGUGGAAAGAUGGUCACGAAUCUUGCAACGGUGGAUUGGACGGGUAUGAUUGAGAGUGACAAGAUGAAGCAGGUCGCCAUCGACACGUUGAAGCUGUAUGGCGUGGGGUCGUGUGGGCCUUCCGGGUUCUACGGGACUAUCGACGUCCAUACCAAAUUCGAAGAAGAAGUAUCAUCCUUCCUCGGUACCGAAUCAGCAAUCAUCUACUCUCAAGCCUACGCCACCAUCUCCUCGGCCAUCCCCUCUUUCGCCAAGCGAGGCGAUAUCAUUGUCGCUGAUAAGGGCGUCAAUUUCGCCAUUCACAAGGGGCUCGAGAUCUCGCGGUCAACCAUCAAGUGGUAUGCCCACAACGACAUGAAGGAUCUGGAGCGGGUACUGCAGAAUGUCGAGAAGGAGCAGAAACGCAAAGGCGGUCGAUUGACCCGGCGGUUUAUCAUCUCGGAGGGUGUGUUUGAGAAUGAUGGGAUGAUGGUGGACCUGCCGAAAGUCAUGGAACUGAAGCGCAAGUACAAGUACAGACUCAUCUUGGAUGAGAGCUACUCCUUUGGGAUGAUCGGCGCGCAUGGAAGGGGUGUGACAGAGUACUAUAGCAUCCCUGCUGCUGAAGUGGACAUCCUGAUCGGAUCUAUGGGGAACGGUCUCGGCGCUGGAGGUGGUUUCUGCGCUGGAUCUUAUCACGUCUGCAAGCAUCAGAAAAUCAACUCGUCCGCCUCAGUAUUCUCCGCCGCUCUCCCCGCCAUGCUUGCCACGACCGCUUCUUCUGCACUCGCGACAAUCCAGACCCAACCUGCACUAUUCACCUCGCUUCAAGCCAACAUCCUCCUCUUCCGUCAAAUCCUGUCCAAGAUUGAGCCGAUCCCGAUGUCAGAUACACCCGCCACCAGCGCCACCGGCCUCACCGCUUCUGCCGCAACACCUCUUACCGGCUCAUCGCCCUCGAAAACGCCCAACAAGGACGCCAUCAUCCAUAUCCCCUCGCACCCCUCUUCAGCCCUCAUCCACAUAUUCCUGCUGAACGCUCCAGGGACAAUGGAGGAAGAAGAGCGCAUCCUCCAGGAUGUCGUAGAUGAGCUUCUGGCAAAAUCAGACGUGAUCGUGACGAGGGCGCGGCGGCUAAGGGGACAAGAAGCGUUUGAACCGGAACCGAGCUUGAAGGUGUGCUUGAGCGGGGCGCUGAGCCGCAAGGAAACGGAGAAGGCUGCCAAGGGGUUGAAGGAGGCGCUGAUCAAGGUGUGCGGAAAGAAGCGCUGA